This is a messenger RNA of Mycosarcoma maydis (corn smut), 6717 nucleotides long. RefSeq lists its product as uncharacterized. Gene Ontology annotation, molecular function: helicase activity; transcription termination site sequence-specific DNA binding. Lineage: Eukaryota; Fungi; Basidiomycota; Ustilaginomycetes; Ustilaginales. Gene Ontology annotation, cellular component: nuclear body. Bases 1 to 6717 code for a protein of 2238 amino acids. The record is from RefSeq and is a predicted model, not a curated record. Gene Ontology annotation, biological process: termination of RNA polymerase II transcription. The transcript has a single exon.
AUGAGUUCCACCUCCACACAAGCUGGCGGCCACCAACCGGCUCGCACCCCGCCGUCGUCACUUCCUCACAAUCUUGAGCAACUGCUCGAUCGCGUGCGCCUCAGUCAGAAUGACGUCAGUCUCUUCUCCGACUUGCUUCACGCUGCUUGCACCUACCUCGACUCUCCCGAUGCAAAACAGUCUCACAUCUUUUGCUCCAUCGGCCGACCUUGCGACUUUGAGCUGGAAAGUUGCAUGCUCCGUGUCUUCAGUUUCCGCAACAAGGCCCAAAUCGAUCGUUGGAGGGCACGCGUAACCUCGGCCAUCUACUCCAACUGUAUCGAAUGCUACAAGGGGUUUCUCAGCGCAAAGCAUCAACUCCGUUCCGUCUAUCUCUCGUCCUUCCCCCAAGACAAGCUCGAUGCCUUCUUCGCCUACUUGGACUCGGUCGAAGAGCAGAUCGCCCUCGACGUCCUCGAAAAGCUCAAAUCCACCUCUGAGCCUGUCCCUCUCGCCAAGCUCUCACGCGCCGAGAUUUACGCUCUUCUCACCUUGGUCGCCUCACCUGCAGCCACCAAGCUCAAUGCCGCUGUCAAAGCCAUGUGGAAGAGCGACCAGCUCUCCAACCUUCAGGAGUUGCCUGCUGGUCUGCUCACCCUCUGCCUCGACGAUAGCGCCAUUGUCCGCUCCUAUGCCGCCAGGCCCAUGCUCUUCCUCAAACCGCUUCCACCAGACAUGGCCAACCUCGCCAUCUUUGCAGACGCCCUCCGUCGCGUUCGAGUCCAUUAUUCCGAACAAUCCGCCCAAGCCGAUUGGUCCCUCCUCUCCAUUUUGCUCAACGCUGCUCCGUCUCUCGCUGCUCCACUCACCCCUGUCAUUCUCAGCCACCUACACGACCGACAUGACCGUUUCAGUGAUGUCCUCCGUGCAUAUGCUACACUCUUGAAAAUCCGCGGUCCUGACAUCUGGUCCCCUAUCGACGCUGCGUCCUCACCAACCUCACACAAGCCCGAUGAAUAUGCCACCGUCAUCCUUUCCGCAAUUCUCGACAAUCCCUUUUUCACAAAGCCUCUCUUCGAAUCGCCACAAUCCGUCGCCAACCCGCGUGAAAGGGGUCUCUUUUUCGGUUGGAUGCGACCGCACCUCGAUACGCUCCAAUCACAUGGCGGAAUGCUCUUCAGCGAAGCCAUCAAACGCAUAGCCAAUUUUUUGUUCGAACGCAUGCAACACGGUCACGUCCCCAACGAGUGUCGCACUGUGGCAUUUACCGAGGCCAUCGACCUUGUCCUCCAUCACUCUGACCAAACCAACAGCAGGCAAGUCGUCGAUCUUUAUGCCGCUCCCAUUUCGCAGAUUGCUCUCGCAGACGAUGCCAAAUCGGAUCAAUCCACAAGUCGUGCAGCCCGCGACCUCAUCAUUCAAGCUUUCGAACGAGAUGCAAACACAAUCAUGCAGGCGCUCCUCAAGCUUUCGUCGCUCUCCAGCAGCAACAGCCUCAAAUACAAGGAGCGCCUUCGCGCUCAGCGAGAAAAAAAGUCGCUCCCACCCGCCGAAUCUUUCUAUCAGGAGCUUGCGCUUCAAGAUUACCCCAUGGUCGAGAUCUGCAGCAUGCUCUGGAAGCAAGUCUACACCGUCACACUCACAUCCACCUCCAAGCACGGCGUCAGCAUCCUCUUGGGCGCGCUAGCACGCAUCGCCGUUUGCAUGCCACCCUCCUUGCACACCCACACCCUCAAGCCGCCUUCUACGGGCACCAAUCUCGCCUACGAUGCCUAUGUCACGCGCGUAAGGCAGUCAACAGCAUCUAUUCUCAGUGCCUUCCGCGCCAUGCGACGCCCCGAUUUUGCCGAGCGUCUCGCCGAUUUUGGCGAGCUUGUCCGCGAAGACGAGGUGCAGCAGCUUUGCACUGCCGAUGCCUAUAGCCUGCUUCUCGUCAAUCUGUGUCCCGAUCCAGACGUCUAUCGUCCAGCUCAGAACCUGCUUCGCCAAGCCUUCAGCACUGCUGAAAGUCGUGCAGACUGCUUCCGUAUCUUGUUCCAGAUCAAUCACGCUUCGUCUUUUCGUGCCCUCACCGACUAUCUUCAGCGCUUUAUCAAGGUCACCGGCCGCUUCGUCGAGGCCAAUGAACUCGCAAAAUGGAUGGUUCGAAGCUUUGCCGAUAUCGUCAACGUGCUCGCCGGCAGCACCGAUGGUGUCUUGCGACCUGGAACGUCGUGGACGCUUAUCGAGGAUCGUUCGACGCUCCAAGUCGUGUCCCUCAGAGCUCCGACCAUCUGGCGCCUCAUGUGCGAGAGUGUAGCGUCUAUCUUCCGACGCACUCCCUCAUGGUCCACACUGCUGCCCCGUGAAGAGAUGGUCGCUUGGUUCCGAGACGUGACCAUCUUUGCCUCGGAGAUGGUCGACGCUCUCGCUGUCUUUCGCAACGUCGUGCGCCGCGCUUCUGAGGCUCCUUCAAAAUGGGCGGCCAAGGUCGCUGGCGAUGCCGACACCGAAGGCCUGGAGCCCGCCGAGGACGAGAUGAUGGUGCAUGCUCUGGCCUUGCCCGUCGAGUGCGCCACCAGUUGGCUCCGUAUGAACGACGAGGACAUCCUUCGCGAGACCCAGUCCUUUAUCCUCAAGGCGCUUGACCAGUUCGGCGUCGAGUACGACUUGCCCGCUAAAUCCAAGAAAAAGAUGCUCGACUUUAUCAUCGAGCAGAUGGAUAUCAAGGACGCAGCCGCACGACACACUCUGCUUUCACUCGACGAGCUCGCAGAUCUCAAGCUACGCCUUGAUCCCAACGUCGGUGUCAUUGAGAUCAGUGACGAAGACGACGACACUGCCAGCGCUGCUUCGGACGCCAAGGUGGUCCAGUCUACCUCCACUGUAUCUGCCGCUACCCCACCAGCUACGUCUCUGAGGCGCGCAGACGGUACUACUCUGGCUGCUAGGCCAUCCUCUUCCGCCACAUCAUCAUCACGAUCGAAGCCACCAACAGAUAAUUCACACUGGUGGGCUGGCGUUGGCAACCUCUCCAUGCUCUCCAGCAGCCAAGAGCGACGCAAAAAUAGGCUCAAACAGUCGAAACUCAGCUUUGCAAAGGUCGACCCCAACGACAUCAUCGAUGUUGACAAUGACAACCACUCUACGACGACGCCCAAGAAGCCCAUCACGCUCGACUUUACGCGUCCAAAAGCCGCGCCUGCGUCCCCCGCUGCUCCUUCUGCACCCAUCAAUGCGUAUCGUGGCGCUGCGGCACGAGGCGUCUACCCAUCUUCCAGCGCACUAUCGACAGCAUCACGCGGCGGUCUUCCAAAGACGAGCACCGGCAAGAUGGCCCAGCUGCGCCAAGAGCUGGGCGGCGCAAGUCGCUCAUGGAAGCAGCAAAACAACAAUGCGCGAUCGAGCGAAGCGCGCUGGGGUCGCAAUCAUGAAGACGACGUCACCGUCAAGGCACCUGCUGCCGUCAGCUCCGUCACAGGGGCACUCAUCAACAAAAUGCCACGCCCAACCACCGAAGCGGCCAAAGCAGCAGCAGCAGCAGCAAGAAAAGCCGGAGGAAACGAGAGCGAUACCACAGCCUCGUCUUCGUCUUCGUCCGAGUCGAGUGACGAGGAAAGCGAGGCCAAAGGCCUGGCUGCGCUUCGCGCCAAGGUUGACAGGCCCCGGAUUCCAAAGGUGGCGCAGCCACAGCGACGUCAGAUCGUAAUCAAGGAGGAUCACCACCUGGAGCGCGCUCGUCUUGAACGUGCCGAUGCCGAGCGCAAACGCAUCCUGCGCAGCCCGCCCGACUUUUCCGCUUUGCAUCGAAGCAUCUUGACCUGGGACUACACCCAUGACGCCAAUCGCCCUCCGGCGCUGGCCGGCAAAGACCCCGAGUAUCGACGCAUCCAACCUAAUUUUGGCAACGCCAACGACUAUGGCUCCGUCCUCGGUCCGCUCCUCUUGCUCGAGUGCUGGGCCCAAUUCCGGCAAGCCAAGGAGGAAGCCGAGACGUCCAACGCACCUAGCAUUCCAUUUGAAGUAGCAGGACGAUCCACGGUUGAUGCCUUCGUCGACGUCAAUGUCACUAUCUCGCCAGAUGUGCUGCCACCCACUGAGUUCUUCAACGACACCGAGAUUGUUCGCCUCAAGGAGAGGUCACCUGCUAUCUCGGAAAAAGAGCCAAAGAUCAUCCUGGCCAAAGUCGAAGCGUUCAAACGUCACCCACAAGGCCAUCAAUUGACGCUGCGAUGCUGUCUCUCUCAAGAUCGCCAAGGGGUGAGCACGGCGCUGGUCAAUCGCUCCAAGUGGGAACUCAAGAAACUCUUCUCGUUGACAACCCUACACCGCGAGUUUGCUGCUCUCAUGGCCGCGCCUUACUUUGACUUGUUCGCCGACAUUAUUCGCGGGCGUAUUGCUCCCAAAGCGACACUUACCAGCGAUCAAGUCAAAAAGGCAAUGCAAGGUUACCAGGUCAAUGAGCCACAGGCCCGCGCUAUCUUAGGUUCUUUGGCCACCGAAGGCUUUUCGCUCAUCCAAGGUCCUCCAGGUACCGGCAAAACUAAGACUAUCUGCGCCUUGAUCGGUGCCUUUGUCUCGAGUCGAAAAGGUCCAACCACAUCGAUACAAGCCGGGCAGAAUCAAGGCAAGCUCGGCGCCACCAAGAAGAUCUUGCUUUGCGCACCGAGUAACGCUGCCAUUGAUGAAGUCGCCAAGAGAGCUAGAGCUGGCAUCCGUCUAGCCGAUGGCAAAGUCAUACAUCCCAAGAUCGUACGUAUGGGCAGAGACGACACCAUGAAUGUGAGCGUCAAGGAUAUCGCGCUCGAGUAUCUGAUCGAUCAAAGACUGGAGGGUAGCGGCGCUUUCGACAACCAUCGCAACGGAGGCACUACGGCUGAUCCAAGUGCGCUACACUCUGAGAUCCACAGCCUCAAGAUGCAACGAGAGCAGAAGCAGAUCGAGCUCUCGCAGGCGCGAGCGACUGGCACCCCGGCUCUGGUGACGCAAUUGGAAGCCGAGAUCCGAAACUUGUCAGCCAAGAGACUCGGAGUCAUGUCCAAGCUCGACGAAGCAAAGGAUAAGCAGCAGAGUCAGCAUCGACAACGAGAGGCAGACCGUAGACGUGCGAGAUUAGAGAUUCUUGGCGACGCCGACGUAAUCUGCACCACUCUCUCGGGCGCGGGUCACGAGAUGCUGAGCGGCGUUUCGUUUGACUUUGAGACGGUGGUCAUUGACGAAGCCGCACAGGCGGUCGAAUUGAGCACCAUUAUUCCGCUUCGAUACGGUUGCAAGCAAUGCAUCAUGGUUGGUGACCCCAAUCAGCUGCCACCCACCGUAAUCUCGCAAGAGGCCGAGAAGCUUGGCUACUCACAGUCGCUCUUUGUCAGGAUGUUCGAGCGGUCUCCUCAGGCGGUGCACCUCCUCAGCAUCCAGUACCGAAUGCACCCAGAGAUCUCGGUUUUCCCGUCGAAAGCCUUUUACGACUCGAAACUGCAGGACGGACCGAACAUGGCACAGCUGACACGUCAGCCGUGGCACAAGUUCGAACUAACUCGGCCGUUCAAGUUCCUCUCGAUCAAGGCACCAGAGUCGCCGGGCCGGAUGCAUUCCAUCAUCAACAGAGAAGAGGCCAACGUGGCGUUGGCUCUCUACGAACGAUUGCGGAUCGACAACCCGAGCGAGAACUUCGAUUAUCGAAUCGGCGUGGUGACCAUGUACAAGGCUCAAGUUUUUGAGCUGAAGCGCACCUUCCAGCAGCGUUAUGGUCUCGACAUUGUGGAACGGAUCGACUUCAACACGGUCGAUGGCUUCCAGGGACAAGAGAAGGACAUUAUUAUUCUCAGCUGUGUCCGAUCUGCUGCAGAGCCUCGGAGCAUCGGUUUCUUGAGCGAUCAACGACGUCUCAACGUAGCUGUGACUCGUGCCAAGAGCAACUUGUUCAUCAUUGGUAACGCCGAGCACCUUCGUCGAGGCGAUCCGAUCUGGGAUAGGCUGGUCACCACUGCCGAGCAACAGGGCGCAGUGCAGCCCAUCACGGUAGCGCUGUUGCAGAAAGGUGACCGCACUAUGGCCAAGAACCACGCUGCAAUCGAGCACAAGCGACCUCCAAGUGCCACUGCUGCUGCAGGCGCUGCCACUCAGCCCAAACCUGCACGAACUCCAGGCCCACCACCUGCCGGAUCACCAUCUAUGGCACCGCCUGCGCCAAAAGCUUCGACACCGUUCGCACAUCCGCCCUUAAACCCGGCCGAUAAUCCGCUACGUGGAUCGGUGCAAAGUCCUAGCGGUGUAGCAACGGGCAAAGGCGGAGGAGAGGAAAAGAAGCGUAAAGCCAUCGUCGUAGAUGAUCCCAAGAUGGCGCCGAAGAAGCCCCGCGUAUCUGAUACAAACCUGGGCGCAGGCAAAACGCGGAUCGCCGUUCCGACGCCUUCCAGACAUGAGGCGGGCGGCGUUGUCAAUGGACGAGCGCACGCAAAUGCAAAGAUAGGAGGGCUGCGGCCUCCUCAAAUCGGUGGCUCAGCGAACGAUCUUCCAACAGGAAAGCUUCGCGUUGCUCAGCAUUCAAGUCCGCAAGAGGUAUCGACGAGUCAUCCAAGAAAGCCAGUGACUGUAGCAGGUACAAGUCCCAGAGAGCGUGUUCCCGUAGGUGUGUCAAACAGGAAUGCAACAGCCAACGGUAGUCCACGAGGACUGGCAGCUCUGCCUCGAAGGCCAGCCAGUCCACCCAAGCCGUCAAACGCUGCACUCAACGCGCUGUUUGUCAAGAAGCGCAAAUAG